CAGCAGCAUGCGCAGCGAGCGGCCCAAGGGGAAGGGCCGGCAAGUCAAGCUCUACGUGCAGGCGGAGACGCCGCCGAGCUCCCAGGACGGCAGCUCCCAAGACGCCGAGCUCGAUGAGCUCGAGGCUGAGCACAUGGCCUUGCUCAAGCGAGCCAAGAUCCGCAACCUCCAGCUUGCGAAUGCUGCGCUCCGAGAAGGUCUUGCCCGAGGCGGCUACGUGGCGCUCGACCGCGUCCUUGCAGAGGGCAUCAACAUGGUUCCUCGUGUCGCCAGUCCUCCGUCGACCAACGACUACAAUGUCACCGACAACAGAGUUGCACCGGGCGGCUCGGCGCCUCACGUCGAAGCCGCUGACGAUCAAGAAGCUGCAAGAGACGAUGAAGAGUCCAAGGACGAAGUCGGUGGCAACGAAGAGGCGUCGAACGAGGACAUCGGCGGUGCACCACUCGAGGAUCACCUUGCACCCCUCAACGACCACAUUGCAGUGGUUGCCAGUCCUCUAGCGGCCAGCGAUACCGGCACCGAUGAGGAAGAGACCAAGCAAGAUGACAGCAAAGAGGACGUUGCCGAGGAUGACGUCGAGCAAGACCAAGACGAGCAAGCGGCCACGGAACAACGUGUUGAAGGGGACGAGGCCGAGCGCGACGACGCUGGCAAAGACAGCGACGGCACUGAGGUAGCACCACUGGGUACCGGCGCGGCGCAUCCGAUCGACAGUCCUCGGGCGACCAGCGACCAAGAUACGGACGAAGGCGACAAGAUCAACCAACAAGACCCCGACGGAGAAGCGUCUGGCCAAGGCGAGUCCGACGAAGAAGACAGCCGCGUUUCUCCCCAGCGUCAUCGAAAGCGAUCGCCGUCGCCAACGUCGUCAUCAUCGCCGCGACCCAAGAGACCACGCAGCACCCCCUCCUCCUCCGACGACAACCAAGACGACGGAUCCCUCAGCAGCGACGCGGAGGAUGGCGAGACAUCCAGCGGCGUUGACGUCGCGUCGCCAGAGCUUCGCCGUGGACUCCCGCUCGUCGACGCAGUGCGACCCAACAGCAUGGCGGACGACGACAACGCGCCUGCCCCGUACGACGACGAGCCCGAUGUCUUUGACUUUGGCGGCGGCGACUUCGAUGUCGACGAAGCUCCUUUGAGCGCCGACGUCGACAUGAUCGCCAACCACGAGGUUGCUAAUGAGCCGCGUGACAUGUUUCUAUCGCCGCCCAGCGCCACCUUGGCAACCCCAGCGACCUUGCGCCGCCUCCACGAAGCGCUCCGCACGCUAGACGCGCGCCGCGACACGUACCUCGCCUCUCGUCCGCGCCGAGGCCGUGGCCACGAGACCGACAUUAGCAAGCACCUGAUUGACGUCGUUGUCCAGCGUGGCAGCGAUAUAGCGACCGACCACGUCGCCGUCGACGCCGACAUGCUCGAGCUGCUUGACGCACUGGCGGCGACACCGCUGGACGUGGCGAUCUCGCGCUUCAUGGCCAUCGCUGACGUGCUCCAGCGUCGGCAGUGGCUGCGUCAUGACGACUUUGGCGAGUACUUUCGGACGACCGUGCAGAACGGGACGCGGUAUCGCGGCGAUCGGCGGGCCGUGGACGGCGACACUGGACCCUGGGUCGCCCACCCUCUGCAGCCAGUGUGGAGCCGCCUCCCGACCGCGAUCUUUCCGUGGUGGACAGCGCGCGUGCACCCGUCGGACCCCGAGCCGCAGUCCACGGGACCUAGCAAUGCGUUCAUGGCCGGGGACGAACAAGUUGUCUUCUUUCCUGUGGACGGACUCACGGGCCGCGUCAUCUUUAACGCGUUGGCACGCCCGAGCCGCAGUAGCAACGCCGAAACCCGCGCGACGUCGGUCGAGCUCUUCCGACUCACGCCCAACGACGCCGACGCAAAUGCGGUUUUGGCGCUCGCACCGUAUUGGGAGGCGGCCAUUCAGCUGGAGCGCGCGGCGCAUCACCGAGACGAUCCGUGCUGCGUCGUGCCGCUGCCCGAAGUCUUUGACGUCCUUGAGCAAGCCAUUGACACAUGGGUCGCCAACGCCCAGGCCCGACGGCGUCCACGGGCGGCCGACCUCUCGAUCACCGAGCAACUCGAUCUCGUUCAAGCGCUCGUGCCAUCAGAGCCACUGGACCGUCUCGACUUGACGUACAUGGGGCGUCGCGACGGCUGCAGCUUUGUGACGCGCGCGCGGUCGGUACGCUGGCUAGUGUUUGACGUCUGCGCUGUGCUUGGCUGCUCGGCCAGUCGCCUGCAUAAGCGGCGGUGUACGACCCACAGCCGCGACAACCUCACCGAGUGCGUCGUCGACCAGUGCGACGAGCUCGGCUAUGGCGACGAACGCAUGUGCACUCGGCACCGCGCACGGCCGAUUCCGGUUGAUGACGACUAACGAGCGCUCUUAUGUCUCGUACGAAUACGUUGCUUUCUGCGUAUUUGGAGAAAUACGCUGUGGCAGACAGUGGUUAGGGUUCGUACCGAAAGUGUACGCUGACGGCGUUGUCGAGUCCAACGUAUCUCGAUCGGUAGCGACGAAGAGCCUUUUGGCUACCGAGAUGAGAGAACGGCUGUCGAACAACUUUACCCUGUCCACACCGUUCAAUCCUAUCCUAUCUAUCCUAUUCUAUCGAGA
This is a messenger RNA of Saprolegnia diclina VS20, 2629 nucleotides long. RefSeq lists its product as hypothetical. The record is from RefSeq and is a predicted model, not a curated record. Bases 8 to 2389 code for a protein of 793 amino acids. The transcript is spliced from 6 exons. Lineage: Eukaryota; Oomycota; Saprolegniomycetes; Saprolegniales; Saprolegniaceae.